Molecule: messenger RNA, 1440 nt
Organism: Scleropages formosus (Asian bonytongue)
Lineage: Eukaryota; Metazoa; Chordata; Actinopteri; Osteoglossiformes; Osteoglossidae
Product: major facilitator superfamily domain-containing protein 8-like
Exons: 11
Coding region: 1-1440 (479 amino acids)
Biological process (GO): transmembrane transport
Molecular function (GO): transmembrane transporter activity
Source: RefSeq, a predicted model, not a curated record
AUGGAUCAUCGGCGCAAAAGGGAGCUGACGUUCGUCACAGUUGGAUUCAUUUUCCUUCUGAGUGGCGUGGAGUACGCUGUGAUCCUGCCCACCGUAUGGCGCUACCUGCAGACCCUGGGCGCCGCCCCCUACUUCCUGGGCCUCGGCCUAUCCGCGUUCAGCCUGAGCGGACUGCUCUCGGGCCCCGUCUUCGGCCACUGGUCCGACCGCACCCGCACCACCAAGAACAUAGUCCUCCUGGCCAACAUCUUUGAGAUUGUGGGUAACUUCAUGUACUUCAUGGGCUUCUCCAAGUGGCUCCUGCUGUCUAGCCGACUGGUGGCAGGCGUCGGCGCCGGAGCCGGAUCGUCCAUAUUCGGCUUCCUCGCGUGGAGCACGGCGCCGGAGGACCGCGCCACCGUCUUCGCGGCCGUCAUGGCGUGCAGGCAGGCCGGACUCCUCAUCGGUCCGGCGUUCAACGUCUUUCUGAGGCUCUGCGAUUUCCGGCUCGGGCCGUUUGUGGUGAACAAGUACACCUCUCCAGGGCUCUUCAUGUGCGCCAUGUGGGUCCUGCUGCAGAUACUGGUGGUCUUCAUGUACUGGGACGUCCCCCCGCCGGACCCGGGGUCCCAGGACAUGGACAUGGGGGAGGUGGGGGACGAGGUGAAACCGCUGGUGCCCGCCGCGGAGGCGCCCGACUCCUGUUACGGGACGGUCAACGAGCAGCCGGAGGUCCGGGUCACCCCCGACGAUGGCCGGGCCUCCCCGUCGGCACCCCCGUCGCCGCCCCCCUCUCCCCCGCCGGGAUGCGAGAAGUCGGACGCCUUCAGAGAUAGUAAAGAGUUGCUGAGGGAGGAAGUGGUGGUUCUCCUCACAGCCCAGUUCAUCACGCUCUUUAACCAGACUGCACUGGAGACCAUGGUUACACCCCUGACUCAGAGGUACUUUGGCUUCGGCGAGCUGGAGAACAGCGUGAUGUACUGUCUGUGCGGGGUCGAGGUCAUCGGCGGCUUCCUGCUGGUGCGCUGGCUGAGCCGCCGGGUGUCCGACCGCGUCGUCCUGGCCGCGGGCCUGCUCAUCUGCAGCAUCGCCUGCGCCUGGUGCCUCAUUUUCGUCGCCAGCCCCAAAGGUGCGUUCGCCUGGCAGCUGGGGCAGUUCAUCGUCGGCGUGUUCCUGCAGCUCCUAGGACUCCCCUUCGUCGCAGUUUCCCAGGUGUCCCUUUUCUCUAAAGUCACCUCGGAGAAGACGCAAGGGUUCAGCCAGGGUGUGAGGCGCUCAGUGGGGGGGCUGGCCACCAUCCUGGGCCCCCUUUGGGCGGGGGGGCUGACAGGGAACCUCUAUGUGAUGCUGGGCCUGAUGAUGGGGCUCCUCGCUAUGGUGUCUGUGAUGAUGGCGUUCUCCUACGACCGCCUGGUUGAACCCUGUGUCGUGCAGCAUGCGGACAGCUCGGAGGAGGACUAG